Xyrauchen texanus (razorback sucker) is the source of this 1643-nucleotide messenger RNA. It is a transcript of the gene anxa3a, whose product is annotated as annexin A3a. NCBI's taxonomy places the organism in Eukaryota, Metazoa, Chordata, Actinopteri, Cypriniformes, Catostomidae. The record is from RefSeq and is a predicted model, not a curated record. Gene Ontology annotation, cellular component: cytoplasm. Bases 138 to 1148 code for a protein of 336 amino acids. The transcript has 14 exons. Gene Ontology annotation, molecular function: phospholipase inhibitor activity; calcium-dependent phospholipid binding; calcium ion binding.
CUUUUGUAAAGGUGACAUGUUACUCACACGCCCUAGGGAAGCUCAGGUGAAGUAAAGUUACACUCGGAGCAAAGGCAACGUCGUCGAAUAUUAUUACACUGUAUCGAAAAGAAUACAGCACAAAAAAAAUUGCAGACAUGUGGGAUGACUUGGAAAGUAUAGUGAAUGCUCCCUGUUCGUUCACAGCAGCGCCAGGGGAGAGAGGUUCCAUUAAAGCCAAGGCUAACUUCAACGUUAGUGAAGAUGUUGCAGCUCUCCGCAAAGCAAUUCAAGGCUUUGGUACAAACGAGAAGACUCUGAUAGACAUACUGACCCACAGAAGCAGCGCUCAAAAACAGGCCAUUUGUAGGGCAUACCAAGAAGAAACAAAGAAGAUUCUUGUUAAUGACCUGAAAGGCGAUACCCAUGGCGAUUUUGAAGAUGUACUUGUUGCGCUCGUAACCCCGCCUGCUGUCUACGAUGCUAAAGCAUUGAUCAAGGCAAUGAAAGGGGCUGGAACGGACGAAAGCAUUUUGAUAGAAAUCUUGUCAUCAAGGACAAACAAACAAAUUAAGGACCUGUCAGCAGCACACGCUGAUGAAACAAAGAAAACCCUGACACAGAUCCUAAAGUCAGAAGUUUCAGGGCAUUAUGGCAAAGCCAUCCUUAUGCUUGCUGAGGCUGCGAGGGAUGAGAGCACCAGUGUGAAUGCAGACCAGGCUAGAGAGGAUGCAAAGGCUCUCUAUAAAGCAGGCGAGAAGAGGUUGGGAACAGAUGAGUCCAAGUUCAUUGAGAUCCUCUGUAAAAGGAGCAUCCCUCAACUUAGACAAACAAUAGUGGAAUAUAAAAACAUCAGUGGCAAGACCCUGCAGCAGAGCAUUGAGAAGGAAAUGUCUGGAAACCUGGAGAAUCUGCUGGUUGCCAUUGUGAAGUGUGUGCAGAAUACUCCUGCAUACUUUGCUGAAAAACUCCAUAAAAGCAUGAAGGGAGUAGGCACAGAUGAAAAAAAUCUGACCAGAAUAAUGGUCAGUCGUGCAGAGAUUGACAUGUUGGACAUCAGAGCUGAAUACAAAAAGCUCUAUAAGUGUUCACUCCACAAGGACAUAAGUUCAGACGUGUCUGGCAACCUCGGUGACUGCUUGAAGAUGAUUUGUGGAGGAGAAGACUAGCACCGAAAUACUACUGACAAUGUCCUAUUUAGCAGUGUCACAUCAGGUCAUUCCAAUGUAGUCAUUUUUUCUUUAUCUUUUGUAGCUUAUAAAAGCAAGCCAGCAAAUGCUUUAAUCAUAUUCUUUUAUAAAAGGGUUUAAUGGAGUAAUCAAUUUUUUUCAGCUUCCUUGGUAAAUGUAUCUUUAAAAAAUAUAUAUCCAGUUUACUGCAUGUAAGAGUACUGACAAAAACAAAAGGCUUAUAUUAAGAGAAACAUUCAUUUUAAUUUAUGCUUGUUAAUAUCUACUACACAGCAUGAUUUUGACUAAACAUUCAUGGUAAUUUUGCAACUCUGAUUUGAAUGCUAAAACAAUUGUAUUAUGCAUAUUUGAAACCUUUUGUUUAUCUUUUUAGAUUAUAUACAUCAGCAUAGUUUUAAUAUUCUUUUAAUUCAGUAUGGAUAUCACAGUUUACCAGAUGUAAAUGUCACAAAUAAAAAGAGAUUAUUGAGUGUC